AUGUCAGACAAAGAGGAUAACAACCCUCAAUCCCCUCAGCAAGAGAACAACAAUCCCCAAUCCUCCCAGGAAGAGAAUAACAACCCGGGGUCCCCUCAACCCAAGGAGGAGAAGGACGUUGAGCCACACCAAGAGUCCAACUCAGACGCCGAGCCUAAACAAGAACCCGGGUCGGACGCUGAGUCUAAACGAGACCCCAAGCCCGACCCUGAGCCAAAGAAAGAACCCCAAUCAGAAGCUGAGCCUGAACCUCAACCCCAGCCUCAAAAAGAAACACCUCAACGGCGUCCAAAAAAGUCCCAUCCACAGAAGUAUCAGCAAGACUCGGACACCGAGACCAUCAAUCGCGCCGACAUGGACAAUACUGCUGUUGAGAAGCCUCGUCGUCAGCGUCGCUCACGGCGCCAGCAACAAGACGGCGGUCCCCUUGGCGGCCUGGGUGGUAUAGACCAAGCCGGAGACCUCGUACAAAAUACAGCGGGCAACGCUGUCAACGGAGUGACCAACACUGCCGGUAAAGCUGUGGGGGGCAUCCUCGGUGGUAACAAGGGGGAGAGUCAGGAUGAUGGUGGCGGCAAGGACGAACAGUUGCGGUUGCGACUGGAUCUGAACCUGGACAUCGAAGUGCAGCUCAAGGCAAAGAUCCACGGCGAUCUAACACUUGGCUUGCUGUAA
Aspergillus alliaceus is the source of this 675-nucleotide messenger RNA. RefSeq lists its product as uncharacterized. The transcript has a single exon. The record is from RefSeq and is a predicted model, not a curated record. Bases 1 to 675 code for a protein of 224 amino acids. NCBI's taxonomy places the organism in Eukaryota, Fungi, Ascomycota, Eurotiomycetes, Eurotiales, Aspergillaceae.